AUGUUGUGGGCGGGUAUUGUUGUUUUCGGGAACGAACGUGUAGUGAGGUUGUACAGGAAGGCGUCCAACGCAACUCUAUCUAGUUUGCGUGGAGAUUCCACGACAAGCCGCUGUCAGUCUGUCUGCAUGUUUUGUGCUUCAUUUUUUGCGAUCACUUUUCGCUCGGCGUUGUUAAAGGCAUUCGUCGCGAGUGACUUGAGUGUGUUUUGCAGUGUGAUGCGUGGUGUGAUGUUUUCCCAUUGAAACAGAUGUUGCGUAUCAAGGUGAUCACGGUAGGUGGUAUUGCGCUAUAGCGGCAAGUGCACGCCUUGAGUCUCAGGGAGAAUGCGGGUCCGCCGCCAACUUGGCGUCUCGAGGAGCGAGGAGCGUGUGUAUUGAUGGUGGGGUUACUUUCGAGAGAGAGUGAGUCUAUCUGCCAUGGCCAUGUUGCAAGCAAGGGUCGAGAGCCUUGCAAGAAAUUGUGUGGAUUUGUGUAGUGUUCCUUGAUCUGGAGACUCGUCUUGUUGUUUGCACUCCCAUUUAGCUGUGCUUUUAUCGGGAUACGUGCCUGCUGUCUGGUUUGUUCGUAUGUAUGUGUGGUGCUAACCCAGUAGUAGCAUCGGUGUGCGAGGACGCACGCAUGCAUGCACAACGGACUGCUUGCCGCCAGUAUUGGCCAACCAUUCUUUGGAUCUUUCGUGAUCGUCAAGUUCACUUCGGUGAAGACAACUGAUGAAAGGCUGGCGAAAUGUGCGAUCUAGGACUACCCACAACCUGGUGUCCCGGUGUUGCUGCUACGUUCAGUUUUUUUUUGUGUUGUUCAUGUGUUGAUUUUUCAGUAAGCAUGACAGAACAAUAGCUGAACGUGACUGACGGCAGGGGAAAACGACGCGGGUCGUACUCCAGCUUUUCAGCUUUUCAGUCUCCUGAGAAAGAGGUACACACGCUCAGAAAACGCGAUAGACUGGGAGGGAAUACGUUGGGUUGACAUUCCGCGGGCUUGCACCAAACGAAGUGCGUUCGAGUUGGAAAUUCUGUGACUUAGGCGUCUUUGGCUUUUGCUGCUGCCGCUGCUGCAGGCCGUGAAUGCUACUGUGCCCACGAGGUUGCUUUCGAGCUUUGUCGAACGACGUGUGAAACGUUUGUCAUGCUUGUAAGGAGGGUUCAGUUUUUUCACGACUAGGCAAAUUUGGGAGCCACCUUGAAAUUCGGCCUUUUCGGUAUCUUUUGCUUGCAGUGUCCCUACUGAGUAUAUGUACAACGAAAAAGCCUUGGUGCAACGAGUGGCUGCUUUUUUUCGUUCGUAUAUAGCCGAAAGACGUGGAGAACCCAUUUUUGUAUGAAGCAGGUAAGGUUGGACUCUUGGUUUUUUUCAAAUCAUUUGUUCUGGUGUUUUGCCGUAAUGGCGUUUAUUUUUCGACAUGUUGUGGGUUCAAGUAGAACAGCGCAGGGUGGGGGUUACCGUCAAGCAAGCCCGACCGAUGCUAGCCCCGCUACUUCUACGUCUGGUGCGAUACAUGCGCAACACCGCGAGUCACUUGCAUACUGUGGGCGCGCGGGUAGCCCGUAGCCGAGACAUUGCGCUGU
This is a messenger RNA of Ectocarpus siliculosus, 1566 nucleotides long. The record is from the annotation of a GenBank genome assembly. Lineage: Eukaryota; Phaeophyceae; Ectocarpales; Ectocarpaceae.